Lathyrus sativus (Indian pea) is the source of this 1239-nucleotide messenger RNA. NCBI's taxonomy places the organism in Eukaryota, Viridiplantae, Streptophyta, Magnoliopsida, Fabales, Fabaceae. The record is from the annotation of a GenBank genome assembly.
AUGGCGGUCCCAAUCCCAUUCACGAACCUUCAGCCGCCGCCAUUUACGAACCUUCAGCUGCCGCCAUUCACGAACCUUCAGCCACCGCCGAUGACAAAAAUAAUUUCAUAUCCCUUUCCUUCAAUCAACAGGUUGAAGUUCAAUACACGGCCCAACAGAACCCUAACCCAUCUCAACUGCUUAACUUCCCUCCAACCAUCACCAUCCUCUCCGCAUUCCGAUUCAACCUCAUUCCAGGUCUCCUACCUCAUCAACACUUUCGAUUUCUCCCCUCAAUUCGCUUCCAAACUUUGCUCCAUCCGCCGUCUUUGUUUCAAAACCACCGAAAAACCUGACUCUGUUACCAACUUUUUUAGAAACUACGGUUUCUCAAAUUCCCAGUUACGCGACAUCAUUGCCAAGGCACCAUGGCUGCUUUCCUGCAACCCCUCCAAAACGGUGUUGCCAAAGUUUCAGUUUUUUCUCUCCAAAGGUGCUUCUAACUCUGACAUUGUUUGCCUUGUCAGUAAGAACCCUCAAAUCUUGUCUUCUAGCUUGGAAAAGCAUAUAGUCCCAACAUAUGAAAUGCUUUAUAGAUUCAUGCAAUCAGACAGGGACCUUAUUGCUUCUGUAAUUUCGAAUCCAGAGUUACUCUGGGGCAGUCAUGUGCGGCUAAACAUUACAAUGCUGCUUGAGAAUGGAGUAUCUGACUCAAAUAUUAUGAGAAUUUUUCGAACCAGGAAUCGGGCAUUGCAGAGGGAUGACUUGCUGAGUUUAUUGGAGGAAUUAAAAGAUUUGGGGUUUAAUCCUUCGAAAACAACUUUUGGUGUAGCAUUCAUUGCCAAAACAUCCGUAAACAAAAUCAAGUGGAAGGAGAAAGUUGAUGCCUUUAACAAGUGGGGUUGGUCCGAUGAAGAUGUUGUCAAAGCUUUUAAGAAGCAACCUCAUUGUAUGUUAAAUUCCAUUGAGAAGAUUAAUUUAGUGAUGGAUUUCUGGGUAAAUCAAUUGGGCUGGGAUGCUCUGGUCCUUGCCAAACAUCCCAGUAUUUUUUCCUCAAGUUUCGAAAAAAGGAUCGCUCCAAGGGCCUUGGUUGUGCAAUUUCUUCGUAAUAAUGGUUUGAGAAAUAAGAACGCAAGCUUAGCUUCUCCAUUUUCAUUGCCUGAGCAGGAGUUUCUUGAUAAGUUUAUAAAACGUUAUGAGAAGGAGUCUUCUUUUCUAUUAAACUUGUAUGCAGGGACAAAACUUGCAUCUCAUGAUUAG